Molecule: messenger RNA, 537 nt
Organism: Bipolaris zeicola 26-R-13
Lineage: Eukaryota; Fungi; Ascomycota; Dothideomycetes; Pleosporales; Pleosporaceae
Exons: 1
Coding region: 1-537 (178 amino acids)
Source: RefSeq, a predicted model, not a curated record
AUGCGGGUCCUUGUAGAGAGCCCACUCAAGAAGCCCAGCUGCGAAAUUCGUCAUAAUGCAAACAUCUCUCUCCACACCCUCUACGAAACAACGAAGAAGACUCAAAGCACCUCCAAGCGACGACCCAAGAAGUAUCGCGCAGUCGAACGCUCCGACGGUGUCAUUGUUGAACAUCCUCGUUAUCGCCCCGCAGCUUCAUCACAAAAACCAGUAUCACAAUCACACCCGCAGAGAGCUCUUCUGCUUGACCACACGUUUUUAUCCAAAGAGAUGGGAGACGCGAAGUCUAGCAGGAUGAUGUAUGACUUGCUAGGCGUUGGGGGUUUCGGGAGCAAUGAAGUACAUGGAAGGCAUUGCGAUACUACAAAUAUAGGAAGGAGAGACUUCUAUGGAGCGGAAAAUCACCAGUGGACGUUUGUUGGGAUUGAAAUGUAUACCUCUGAACGGCGGGGUCUUGUCGAAUCAGAUCCAAUUGAUCGUUUUCUCUGUGAAUCAGGGCCAUGGAGCUCAUAUUCUCGAAUAGAGGAGGAAACCUAG